AUGUACAAAAAAGGUUGUGUACUCGAUCCCCAAACAUUCAACAUCGUCUACAACAAGUAUCAACGAUACUUUACCUACUCUGACUCCCUCGCAGAGGAGAUAGUUGGAGGUCACCUCAGCAAUGUACAGACGUUGCUACAACAAACUGUGCCCAUGACCUUUAAUCGUCGUGACUCUCUCUUGUUGAGCGCCAUCAAUCCUGGUAACCUCAAUGUACUCAAGUAUCUCUUGGACUCUGGUCUGUUCAAUAAUGAAUCUCUUUGGAAGAACCAAACUCAUGAGGCAAUGAAGAAGAUAGUCAAGUUACCACCCUCCUCCAUCCUUUUCUUGUUGGACACUCGGAACAAAUUUCCAACAAAACUGGUCAAGAUGAUCAGAUCGAGAGCACAAUCUUAUGUCAAUGAGAUAGUAUCUCAUGGUAACCAACAACUCAUCGAUGAGCUCAUGAUCAAAAAAGGUCUCGAACUGACCAGAUAG
Messenger RNA from Acytostelium subglobosum LB1, 477 nucleotides. RefSeq lists its product as hypothetical. NCBI's taxonomy places the organism in Eukaryota, Evosea, Eumycetozoa, Acytosteliales, Acytosteliaceae. The coding region runs from base 1 to 477 and encodes 158 amino acids. The record is from RefSeq and is a predicted model, not a curated record. The transcript has a single exon.